AUGUUGAAGCCCACAAACCUCCACCCCGUGCGGGGAGCAGACAACGUCGCGCUCUCGUCCUCGCGGCGCGCAGCCGGAGAGCGCAGGAAGUACUACAGGGACAUGGCCAUCACCGUCGAGCGCAUCGCCCAGAACGCCCAGGCCGAGUCCGUCGUCGGGUACGAGUGGCCCGACUGGGCCCAGGAGCGCGCGGCCCGCGCACGCCGCGAGCAGGCGACCGAGGCGUUCAGUGCAGACUUCCACUCCUGGUGGCCGGCGUUCUCCGCCGCGAUCGCCUCGACGAUGAGCGUGUCCGCCGUGGCCCUUCGCGCGCCGAUUGCGCACGACCACGCCUCCGUGAGCCGCCGCCGGAGCUCGGACGGCGCCCACGACGACGCCCACGCCAACGGCUCCGCGGCCGCCGUGGGCGCGGAGGCCGCGGCCGGCAAGCCGGCGCACUUCGCGCCGAGCGGGCUGAAGCUCCACGCGGACGCGUCGGCCGCGGAGGAGGAGCCCGCGCUGGGGGCCACGAGCGAAUCUUAUCUGGAGCACCUCGCGCAGGAGGCCGAGCGCGCGGGGGCGCCGCGGGAGCACGCCGCGCACAGGCACCACAAGCGCCACCGCAAGUCGCGGUACCACCAGGGCAGCUACCCGCGCGCGUCGCCCUGGGUCCGGUUCGCGGAAGGGAUGCGCAUGGCGCUCAUGACGAACCCGGCGGCGCCAGGACAGAUCGGCGUGCAGCUCGGCAUGGCGGCGGUGACGGCGCGCAACGGCGGCCCGUGCCACGGCCAGCCUGCGCACGCGUGA
Molecule: messenger RNA, 786 nt
Organism: Pedinophyceae sp. YPF-701
Lineage: Eukaryota; Viridiplantae; Chlorophyta; Pedinophyceae
Source: the annotation of a GenBank genome assembly